Messenger RNA from Dendronephthya gigantea, 609 nucleotides. RefSeq names its product transcription factor MafK-like. The transcript has a single exon. Gene Ontology annotation, molecular function: RNA polymerase II cis-regulatory region sequence-specific DNA binding; DNA-binding transcription factor activity, RNA polymerase II-specific. Bases 1 to 609 code for a protein of 202 amino acids. Gene Ontology annotation, cellular component: nucleus. The record is from RefSeq and is a predicted model, not a curated record. NCBI's taxonomy places the organism in Eukaryota, Metazoa, Cnidaria, Anthozoa, Malacalcyonacea, Nephtheidae. Gene Ontology annotation, biological process: regulation of transcription by RNA polymerase II.
AUGAAUCAACUGCCUGAAUUACAUAGCGACGAGUUGUCGCUAUUGCAACUUUUGGAUGCCGGGUUUUAUUCAAGUCAAGGCUCGAACAAUCUUAUCGGACAGGACGCAAAUCUUGGAUCAAUGAACUGGUUCAAUCAACCGACUAUCAACUCCAACAAGCCCACUAAUUGUCAAGAUGAAAUCUUCUCUGACACAGAAUCAUUUACAAGCUCUGGUUCUUCAGUGCCUUCUCCAGGCAUGAUCGACAAUACAGAACAGCAAUUCGCCGUUCAAGACGAUGAAUUAACGGAGUUAUCGGUUAAAGAAUUGAAUCUAAAACUGAAAGGACAGUCCAAAGAUUUUGUCAAGGCAGUAAAGAAACGCCGAAGAACGCUAAAGAAUCGAGGAUAUGCACAUUCAUGUCGUAUGAAGAGAAUAGAAGAAAAGACUGAUCUUGUCCAAAACAAAGAAGAACUCGAAUCAAAGAUAGCAGAACUUGAGAAGCAAAUCACGGCAGUUAAAAGCGAAAGAGAUCAAUAUAAAAGGUGCUACACCGAUUUAGUACGUCGUGUCAUGAGUAAACAACGGGGAUAUAUGGCAGGUCAACGGAAUAACAGUCGACUAACUUAG